This is a messenger RNA of Anopheles cruzii, 1325 nucleotides long. RefSeq names its product glycine-rich selenoprotein-like. The transcript has 3 exons. Gene Ontology annotation, cellular component: endoplasmic reticulum membrane; Golgi apparatus. Gene Ontology annotation, biological process: endoplasmic reticulum calcium ion homeostasis; calcium ion transport. The coding region runs from base 122 to 385 and encodes 87 amino acids. Lineage: Eukaryota; Metazoa; Arthropoda; Insecta; Diptera; Culicidae. The record is from RefSeq and is a predicted model, not a curated record.
UGCAUUACGAUAACAAAAAUUUCGUCUUACGAAUCAUCACGUACAUCAUGGAAGUUGUAAGCGAUCUGCACAAAUAGGCAGAAGAGGAUUAGCUUAGUACCAGUGUAACAUUUUCUUUAAAAUGGUUUACAUAUCAAGAAAUGGUACUGUGCGGGAAUCCCAACCUUGGGGUGUUGAUCGCAUCAAAGGCCUCAUUAUGGGGUUUUUCAACUUCAUUCUGAUGUUUUUCCGAACAAUGCUCGACUUCAAUCUUGGUGCUGGAUCGGAAGGCCGUGACGGCCAUCGAGGUGGUGGUUCCGGCGGUGGCGGCCCUCCUGGACCACCGAGACGCCCAAUUGGGCGCCCAAUGACGCUGUCAGACUGCACCAUUCCAGGUGGUGGAUGAGCGCGGUAAAGUGUCAAAGGUUGAAGUAACGUUCGCCUUUGGCACCGUAGUUUUCAGCACGCAACCGUGGUGCCCGUAGGUUCGACCUACGUAUGACGGGCAAGUUCUCAACCUGUGCUACCAAAAGGCGGAUUUGUCUCGAAGAGGGUUCCACGGUUUCGUCGAAGAUGCAUGUUUCUUCCAUUGCGGACAAGCAUCUCUUCCGUUCUUUUUCAGUAAAAAUUUCUUUCGAUUUCGUUUUCUAAACCUGUUUAUUGUAACUACGAGCUGAUCGGUUUAUCAAGAAUUAAAUCUUUUCAUUAACUAGAACAACAGCAAAACUGUGGUCGGCCAGGUGUGUAGUUCUUUCUAUGAAAUUAUAUAGUGCGUAGUGAUACAAAUAACAGCAAUGCAAACAAAAAAGCAGUUACUCGUUAAUUUUCGAUGUUAUAGAAAUUUUGUGAGGUUUUAAUCGCCCUAAACCAAAAUCGAGGUCAACUUUACAGGGCACGAUCUUGAAUGAAAAUUUCAGCUAAAACGAUAGACCUUAUCUAUGGGAGCGGCGAACGGUCAUGUGUAAGGGUAGUCGAGCUUCCGAACAUAAUACCACUAAUCCUCUUCUGGAGAUUUUCUUCUUGCACUAUUCCAUUCGGAUUCACCGUUACAACUGUGUCAUACGUCGGAUUUCUGUGUCAUACGUAGGAUUCGUUAGAAUGUUAGAAUCUCAUUCGAAUGGGAAAUGUAUGCUUUAAUUUUUUAUAUCUCCCAGAGGGUUGGGUUUUGUGGAGGUGAGGGUUGUUGCCAAUCGCUAAUUGUAAUGCUCGGAAACAUCAAUCUGCCAAAGCAGUAAUUUUCUCCGUCGCUUACCGACUGGGGUGGUAGUUGGUUCCAAAGAGGAUUUAAAUAUAUGUGUGCUCUAUCAGAAAGUUCCAGAAAUAAGAAAUUGGCAUUUCAGAAUAGC